Molecule: messenger RNA, 1365 nt
Organism: Mesorhabditis belari
Lineage: Eukaryota; Metazoa; Nematoda; Chromadorea; Rhabditida; Rhabditidae
Source: the annotation of a GenBank genome assembly
AUGGACGUUCAAGAAGCACAGCAGAAUCGACAAGCACGCGAGAUCGCAUAUGGACAAUGUUAUGAGCGUUCGCCAUGGAAGUCGCUGUACUUGCGAAAGAAGCGAAUCAUUUCGAAUUGGCGAUCCCGAGCGAUUCAAUCAAGCACUGUUCUAAAGGAUGACAUUAAACAAUUCAUUGGUCUACAAAUUCACCCUGGUCGUAUCAUUACUCGUUCUCAUGAUUUAUAUACCUUUCGCGUCUGGAAUGUUGAAGAUGCUGAACCGGCUUUUACUUUAACUGGUCAGAAUGGUCUCCCUUGGUCGCAUCAAGUGAGCGAAGAUGGCCAAUGCAUUGUCAGUGGCGGGCAGGAUGGGACGGUUCGCGUUUGGUGUGGUCAAACCGGUGCACAGCUUCAUGUUUUGCAGGGACAUACGCAAGGGAUUCCAUGCAUGAGUCUACAUGGCACAACUCUUGUUUCUGGGUCGUAUGAUGAAACGCUCCGUGUCUGGGACAUUGUCGACGGGAAAUGCCUUCACAUUUUGGCUGGUCACUUGGCGUGGCUAAAUUUUUGUGUACAAUUCGAUGGAAAACGGGUUGUAUUUGUUGGCCGUUAUUGUACCGUUUGGCAUGUACACACGGGCGAGUGCUUGCAAAUGUUGACUGGUCACAGGGAUAUAAUCUUUUCACUUUUGUUUGAGUCACAGCGUGAUCUUGUCGUGUCAGGUAGUCGUGACCGAACGAUUCGCGUCUGGGAUGUGCAAAGAGGAACAUGCAUCGCACAUCUUGACCUUCUUCAAGAGUUAAUGUUCGAAGGUUAUGGGUGUGGGAUGCAGCUUCGCGGAAACAUUUUAGCCUGCUAUUACGGUUCGGACGUUUGGGUUUGGGACAUUCGGGAGGGUGGCUCGUGCAUUCACCAUUUACAUGGCGUAAAUGGUCACACGUCGACCAUCACUUCAUUGCAAUGGCUCGAAUCGGGACUUUUGGCGACGGGUUCGUGUGAUGGCUUGGUCAAGCUGUGGGAUUUGGAUCAAGGUAUCUUUGUUCGUGAUCUCAUUCGUCUUCCAUUGCAACGGAUCGCCAUCGUCCAUCAGAUCACCGGUUUCCUCCUCCGCAACUCCGAGAUCGAUUUUCGGGACUUUCGAAGGCAACAAUUCGUUCUCAACGCCGAGCUCAUCCCGUUAUUCGUCGACUUUGAUGAUGUUGUCAAGAAGGGGAACGGCGGCGAUGACACAAAAACAGCCACUCAAAUCUAUCGAUCAAUGAUUUACGAGUUUCUCGCCGUUGGAGCAAACGAGACCCAGCUCUCCACCCUUCGUGACCUCGAUCAAGUACACGACCGUGGCCAGCUCUCCGUUCAUCUUCUAGACGAUUUUUUGAGUAGAUUG